This is a messenger RNA of Fusarium graminearum PH-1, 1250 nucleotides long. RefSeq names its product endoglucanase-5. Gene Ontology annotation, biological process: carbohydrate metabolic process. Lineage: Eukaryota; Fungi; Ascomycota; Sordariomycetes; Hypocreales; Nectriaceae. Gene Ontology annotation, cellular component: extracellular region. Gene Ontology annotation, molecular function: cellulase activity; cellulose binding. The record is from RefSeq and is a predicted model, not a curated record. The coding region runs from base 108 to 1250 and encodes 380 amino acids. The transcript is spliced from 2 exons.
AAGCACCCGGUUCUAAUUCCUUCACUUCAUUUAUUCAUUCUCUCUUUUAACUUAUAUACACCCUCUUUCAAAUACAUUCAUUUCAAACCAAGCAAUCUUUUGCCACCAUGCGUUCUUUCGCUCUCCUCGCCCUGGUCGGCCCUCUCGCCGUGAGUGCUGCUUCUGGAAGUGGUCACUCUACUCGAUACUGGGACUGCUGCAAGCCUUCUUGCUCUUGGAGUGGCAAGGCCAAAGUCAGCGCCCCUGCUUUGACUUGUGACAAAAAAGACAACCCCAUCACUAACCUGAACGCCGUCAACGGUUGUGAGAGUGGUGGUUCUGCCUUUGCUUGUACUAACUACUCCCCUUGGGCUGUCAACGACGACCUUGCUUACGGUUUCACUGCUACCAAGCUUGCUGGUGGCACUGAGGCCAGCUGGUGCUGUGCUUGCUAUGCUCUCACUUUCACGACCGGUCCCGUAAAGGGAAAGAAGAUGAUUGUCCAGUCCACCAACACUGGUGGUGAUCUCGGUGAUAACCACUUUGACCUUAUGAUGCCCGGCGGUGGUGUCGGUAUAUUCGAUGGAUGCACCUCUGAGUUCGGCAAGCCCCUCGGUGGUGCUCAGUACGGCGGCAUCUCUUCCCGAAGCCAAUGUGACAGUUUCCCCGAGCUGCUCAAGGAUGGUUGCCACUGGCGAUUUGACUGGUUCAAGAACGCCGACAACCCAGACUUCACUUUCGAGCAGGUCCAGUGCCCCAAGGAGCUCCUCGCCAUCAGCGGCUGCAAGCGUGACGACGACUCUAGCUUCCCUGCCUUCAAGGGCAACACCACUCCCAGCAAUGCUAAGCCCAGUGGUGAGAAGAGUGCUGCCGCAGCCCAGCCUCAGAAGACCGAGCAAGCUGCUCCUGUUGUUCAGAAGCCCUCUACCAAGGCUGCUACUGAGCCCAUUGCUACUAAGCCUGCUACCGUCAAGCCUGCUCCUGUCAAGCCUGCCCCUGUCAAGCCUGCCCCUGUCAAGCCUGCCCCUGUCAAGCCCACCAAGGUUGUCAACAAGCCCAAGACCACUUCAAAGGUUGGUGGAACCAAGACUCGAGGAAAAUGCCCCGCCACUAAGCCUACCAAGCCUGCCGCCCCUCAGAAGUCUGCUGUCGCUAUUUACCACCAAUGUGGUGGUUCCAAGUCUGCCUACCCCGAUGGCAGCCUCAGUUGCGCUUCCGGAAGCAAGUGUGUCAAGAUGAACGAUUACUACUCUCAGUGUGUUCCCAACUAA